GUGCGCUUAGGCCUGUCAGCCAUUACCAGUCUUUGCUUAGUUCUCCUCCUGACCAAUGGAGGCGCUGUAGACACAUCGAGCAGAUUGUGUGAACCGUCAGCCAUCUGCCGCAGUCAGUUAGCUCCAGCGGGAAUGGAAAAUGGAGGACUGACUGAUAAAAGAACGCAGGCAUAUCAUCGGUAUUUCCAAAGCUUGGGUCAUUUAACCUUAUACCAAGACUCAUGGUUACUGCUCCAAAGCCUUUGUUUUGUUUGAAGAAGCACUGUUGCCCAUCACUGCUGAACUGCAGACAUUGAGUUUGAAAGUAGUGAUUGACUCCAUCAUCUAUGGAGGAGAAUGUGAACCCUGAGCUCUCUCUAGCUCCUGAGCCAGAGCAGAGCCAGGAACAUAUGGAGAGCUGCUCUCAAGGUGUUGGAGAAGGGGAUAGUGAACAGAAGGAAAAGAUUCAAACUGAAAGUGAGAAUGUGGCCAAAGAAACAGUAGAGGAGCCAGAUAAAUUGUCCAAAGCCAGCAGUGAAAUAAAGAAGACUUGGGGUUUCCGUCGGUCCACUGUAUUAAAGAGAGAAAUGCCAGUGGAGGCAGCAACCAACAGCCCUGAAAACCGCUGUCCAGUACGGCGCAGUGGUAGGCAGUCUAAACGUACUGACAAACUAGAAGAAUUCCUCUUGACAGCGAAAAGAGGGUCAAGAAAGAGCGCCCCUCCCACUUUGGAAAGUGGAGAUCCUCCUUCACAAACCCCAACUGAUGCUGAGACUGCCUCAGAGGCCAGCUUUGAUGGCAAUGCUGACACCAAGGCCAUAGAAGACAAGGUAGAGUCCCCAGAGAGGAGGACAAGAAGUGGCACCACAAGGAAGCAGACCCAAAGAAAAGCUCGAGGUGCCAGACAGACCAGAGGAAGUGGCGGAGUGACAGCGAAAGAUGAGGGAAGCUCUGAGAAUGAGGAGGACAGCAGAGAUGCCCCUAAGAAAGACGAGUUGCAUCAUAACAGUGAGGAGAAAAAAGAUGCCAAGAGUGAUCCCACUCCUGAAGCGACAGGGAGCACCAAUAAAGCACAGUCUCUGUCAGAGCUGGACUCUGAGAAGAAAGAAGUUGCUGAGAAGGAUGAACUUGAAGAUACAAAUGAUAAAGUGGAAACAGAGAAGGAGACUGAUGAAGACACUGCAGACAAGUGUGCGGCAAUGCAGGUAAAACGUGGACCAAUAAGAACUUAUGUCAAUAAAAAGAAGGCAGCCAAUAAGAACACUGCUCCUGCUAACAAGAGUGAUACUCAUGUCAAGAGGGAAGCUAAGCCCAAAGUGACCCAAACUGCUGUAAAGAUUCGCACGCCCCAAAAGGAAGAGGACAACGAUGAUGAGAAUGGCUCUUCAGCAUCUUCGUCAUCUUCUUCUGUUGAGUCUGAUGAUGGAGGAUAUGACCCCAAUGCACUUUACUGCAUCUGUCGUCAGAAACACAACAAAAGGUUCAUGAUCUGCUGUGACCGCUGUGAGGAGUGGUUCCAUGGAGACUGUGUGGGCAUCACUGAGGCCCGUGGGCGCUUGAUGGAGAGGAACGGUGAGGACUAUAUCUGCCCGAACUGCACUGCUAAGAAAAACCAGGUGGUUAGGCCUGCCACAUCUGUCCUUUCUACAAGUACAGAGACUGGGAAGCCCAAAGCUGAGGUUGCUUCUCUGUCUUCUACUGUCACCACCUCUUUAACUGUUGAGAGAGCGACUAUCAGCGGAGCAGACACCCGUCCAUCAAUUGUUCAGCCAGCAGCUGCAACUCUGUCUUUCACUUCUACUGGAACUGAAGAGAAAGGAGCAGAGGACCUGGGCAUUAAAGGCAGGAUAGAGAAAGCCACUAAUCCAACUGGAAAGAAGAAGAUAAAGAUAUUUCAGCCGGCAAUACAGCAGCCAGAUGAACCAAAAGCAGAUCAGAAGGCCGCACCGACUGUGGACAAGGCUGCAGCGCCCACAGCAGAGCACAGAGCGCUAGAAGAUACAGAGCAGAAAGUGGCAUCAAACGUGGAGGUGAAAACCACGCCACCAGUGGGGAUACCAGAUGAGAAGGCUGGGGCAAGGGCUGAGGAGGCAUCUUCCCUUCCCAAAUGUAUCGGGCCUGGCUGUGAUAAUAACGCCCAGCCAGAUUCUGUAUACUGUGGAAACGACUGUAUCCUGAGGCAUGCUGCUGCAGCCAUGAAGUCCAUCACUGAUGUCAAAGAGCCCAAGCAGAAGGACAAGGACAAGGCUAAGGCUCAGAAAACCAAGUCGACACCAAAGGGGAGCACCGCUGGUGGGGGGAGGAUGCGGAAGAGGAGCCAGGAGGAGUCUGAUAGCGAGGAACACAGUCCUGAUCCAGAUGAGGACGAUGAAGACGAGCACGCUGAGGAACAACCGCCCCCGCCGGCCACUGCAUCCUGGUCCAGCGACCAUAAUUACAUUGCAGUAACACCAGAAAAGACUACACCCAUAUCACCAACAGUGUUAAACAAAAAGUCCCCUCCCAAAGAAGAGAAGCAGAGUGAGAAGGAGCACAAAGAGAAGGAAGCAGCCCCGGCUCCUGAGAAACCUUCCUUAGCAUCUGCAACACCGGUCAAAGGAAACAAGAAAUGCCCAACCACUAAAGUAGCCAAGGUUUCCCCAAAGCGCAAGAAGUCUUCCCCUCAAAAUACCACCUCAAAAGCAUCCAAGAAAACUGUGACAACUCCAAGCAAAACUGCAGCAAAGUCUAAGAAACCAAGUACUCCACCUGCCCGUCCCCCGGUUCCCUUCCCUCCAGGUCCAAUCCAUGUCACAGGAGCAUUGAGAGUCACCAAAUCAAACUUCACCAUUCCUAAGAAGCAACCACAACAGAAGGACUCUCCAUCCCACAGUCAGUCCUCUUCAUCCUCCAGAGUCCCAUCAUCUCCAGUUUCUUCACCUCCCCCCAGCCACUCCUCAUCCUCCAGACCCCCACAUCCAGCUGCUUCAGCACCUCCUGUGUCCCCCAUGCCGCCUCCGCCAAACAACCAGAUGAGACAGAACAUCCGCCGCUCGCUCACAGACAUCCUCUAUAAGAGGGUGACUGACAGUGAUGAUCUGAAAAUGACUGAGGGUGAGGUGGGAAGGCUGGCAUAUGCCAUUGAGAAGGAAAUGUUCAACCUCUGCCUUAGCACUGACAGCAAGUACAAGAACAAAUACAGGUCCCUCAUGUUCAACCUGAAGGACCCUAAAAACAAAGGCUUGUUCUACAGGGUGGUGGGCGGUGAGGUUAGUCCCUUCAGACUGGUGAGACUGAGUGCUGAAGAGCUGCUUUCCAAAGAGAUGUCUGAAUGGAGAAAGCCUGAUGCUUCUGGGGCCCAGUCUCCCACUACAAGACUGCAUUCAGGGCAGUCCAGACUGGGCAACAGACCCGACUCUAGCUCUCAUAGCAUGGAUAUGGAGGAUGCUCCACCAACAUCUGAUGCAGAUGUAUGUAUCUCUGCCCCCACUUCCUCUACUCGCAUGGCUUCUGCUGCUGAGCAAGACGAGUCUGGCUCCACUCCUUCAGUUUCAGCACAGGCCUGUGUUGCUGAGGGGAACAGUGGCAGCAGCAUGCCAGACAUUUUCAGUAGCAUGCUCAAAGACACCACUUCAGAACACAGGACUCAUCUGUUUGACCUCAACUGUAAAAUAUGCACAGGUCAGAAGAUGGAAGAUGAGCCAGCAGCUAAGAAAGCCAAACUGAACAAGAAGCCUGAAACUAAGUCACCCAGACAAGACCUACAUUCAUCAAGGUCAGGGGAUCUCUCUCCUGUUGGCCAACCACAGGGCACAGCCUAUCAGCACCAAGACCCCUUAGUCUACCAACAUCCGGCCCCUUCAUUGUACCAGUCCAACAUGGAAGCAGCUCUCUCUGAAUCACAGCCACAGCUUUACCAAGAGGAACCCAGUAUGAUAGCACCUCCAGCCCAGGCCUCCACAGCUGUUGCCCCCACUGUUUCCUCUGUGACCAUCACCCGCAGGGACCCACGCAUGGCUAGACACAGCUCUGUUGUGAAUGUCACCUAUACAGCUCCAGAAAAGCCCUCCAACAGCUCAGCAGAACCACUCCCAUCUCCUGUUAGUCCUCUGGUGGAACUUGGACCCAAGCCACCACUGCCAAUGCCCCCAGCACCACCACCUUCAGUGGCUGUUUCCAAAUCAGUUAAAACAAGUACAUCUGAGCCUCCUCCUGAGGGUGAGACCGCAAUCUUCCUCCAUGGUCAAGAAAAGAUUUGGAAAGGAUUUAUCAACAUGCAGUCAGUGGCUAAGUUUGUGACCAAGGCUUAUCUGGUCUCGGGAUCCUUUGAACACCUGAAGGAGGAUUUGCCAGACACCAUUCAUAUUGGGGGACGGAUAUCUCCAAACACAGUGUGGGACUAUGUUGGGAAGCUGAGAACAUCACUCUCCAAGGAGCUGUGUCUGAUCCGUUUCCACCCAGCCACAGAGGAAGAGGAGGUGGCAUAUGUCUCUCUCUUCUCUUACUUUAGCAGCAGGAAACGCUUCGGCGUGGUGGCCAACAACAACCGCCGCAUCAGAGACCUUUAUCUCAUCCCACUAGGCUCAAAGGACCCUUUACCCUCCAAAUUAUUACCAUUUGAUGGGCCAGGACUCGAACCAGCUCGUCCCAACCUCCUCUUGGGGCUGCUGAUCUGCCAGAAAGACAGAAAGCGUGCUGGGCCUCCAUUAGAAACUGAGGAGAAACGAUCCAAGACUCAAACCAAAGAUCCUGAUGACACUGGCCUUCCAAAGCCCUCUCCUUCAGUUAGAGCAGAGAGGAGUGCACAGCAGAGUCUGGAAAUUCCCUUAAGCACAACUCCUCCAGGAUCACCUCCAUACAGCUUCUCUGAGACCUCAAGCAGCAAUGUGACAGCCUCCUCAGUCCUUUCCCUUUUGUCCUCUGUCAAAGCUCCAGCGACAUCCACUGUCACAGGCAAGGACUCUCCAUCCUCAUCCAGCUCUGUUGCUUCUUCUGCAGCAGCUGCCACUCCUCUUCAGACCAUCCUCAAUACUCUUUUUAGGAAGAAAAAGCAUGACUCAGAUGCUUCUAACUCUCCAUCUGAUCAGGGAGGGGAACUCUCUAUCCCACCCUGUACAAUGUUAGACCCCAUUGUGCAGAAGUUUGCACAGACUUCUAAAGAGAAACCGGUGGAGGAGGAUGAAGAUGACCGACCAUAUGACCCGGAAGAAGAGUAUGACCCUAGCAGAGGCUACAGUGUGCCUAAGAAGCCCGUUGAGGUUGUAAGCAAACCUGAGCCAACCAAGCAGUUUGAGGUGGUAGUGAGUGAAGCUGAUGAUGUUGCAUAUGACCCAGAGGAUGACUCUAUCUUUGAAGAAGUUAAAACUUUAGUACCGGGUCAAGCUAAGCCUGCAUCCAAAUGUGUAACUGGUCCACAAAAGGUCCAGGAGAUCCUUAAACAGACUGGUGAUCAAUCAUUCCAGAAACAAGGAGAACAGCAAAUUUCUUCCACAGGAACACCUGAUGCCUCACUGACACUUCCAGACACGCUCUUAACUGAACCGACAAAAUCCCUUUUGGCCAGUAGUCAGCUUCUGCAACUUGGCAAAAAGGUUGAGGAACUUGUGAAGUCUUCAUCAGUUGCUCCCUUGAUCAAUCUGAGCAGAGAUCCCAGACAGAGCAGAGAUCCUCGCCAGCCUGCAAUCGACAGGAACCUGACAGAUGAACCCAAAGUGAAAGAGGAGACACCUCCUGUGUUGGCAGACUCUACUCCCCCCGCACAGCCUGUGGUUCAAAAGAGACAGCUGCCUGAUGUUGCUGAACUCCCAGAGCUCUCACAAACCCCGGAGACAUCACUGUCUCAAGAAGAAAUAAAAAGUGAGGCACUACCUUUCGUAGAGUCAGACAAGGUGGAAGUGUCAAUUCCUUUAUUAGGAGAGGAGGUGGAACCUGAUACUGAGGUGAACUACAUGGAUGAGAAAAAAGUGAAAAAUGAGAAAGCUGAGCCCAUCAAAAUAGACACAGAGAUGGACAAGUACAAUAUUUGGCCAAACGCUGCCAGUAUUUUAAAAGCUGGUGAGGAUUCAGAGUAUGAGGAGAAUAGCCAAGAUACACCAACUACAAGUUAUUAUAAUGAGCCUGAAAACACCUCCACAAUCACAUCCACAAUCCCAGUACUCACUCAGUGCACAACAAUGGUUGACACUCAGUCCCAUCACAUGCCGCAUCACAUGUCAGUGCCAGGUUUUGACAGCAAGUACAGACCUCCAGCUGACAUUCCUCCACCAUCCAACUUCCCCCCACCUCAUCCAAUACAGGGACAAAACAUGAGGCCUCCACCAAUGUCUAUACCACCGCCCAUGCAAGGACUUCCCCCCAUAUCAGGACCCCCUCCCAUUCAGGGACCUCCCCCACCCAUCCACGUUCCUCCGCCUGUACGUGGUCCUCCCCCCAUGCAAGCUGACAUCAAUCAGCAGUAUGGCCCACCUCCAGCUUCAUACCCACCCUAUCAGAACCAAUGGACAGGCCAGCCACCGCAGCUGCAGCAGCAUCUUCCUGGACCACCGCCACAGAAUAUCUUGCCGCCCAGAGGACCACCACCACCACCAUUCCCCCCCAUGGCCCAGAGAGGCCCUCCUCCUCAAAUGUUUGAUCCCUCCAUUCCCCCACAGCACAUUGGUCAACAAGGCCCUCCUCCAGGUCUUCCCCCACCCUCUGCUUUUGAUGGACAGAACAGCUUACCUCCACCCAGAUUCACUGGUCCUCCACCACCUUUUAAUUUCUCUGCAAACAGAGGUCCUCCUCCACCUUUCACAGGGCCACCUCCUGGUCACUUUGAUAACAGGCUUCCCCCUCUGUCCCACUUUCCAGGACCUAGGGGUCCCCCACCAUCUCAGUACAGUGACCUUGGGGCCCAACCCUCAAUAGUAGACCAGCCUCGAGGCCCUGUGGAACAGUAUAACAAAGACACCACUGCUAACUCUUUCAGUCUAAAUGUGGAUCAGAAUCCAAACUCUGUCCAUAUUUUUAAAGACAAUCAAGGUCCUCUGCCAGGUCCAGGAUACCGUGGGCCUCCACUUACCCAGUAUGAGGACAAAAGAGGCCCACCUUCAAGUGGGGAGCCAACUGGGCAACACUUCAAUCCACAUCACCAGUAUGGGGGCUCCAGACCACACUCCUCACCUCCACAUCGAGGAUCUUUUGAGGAGCAUCGAGGUCCUCUCCCCCAGGAGAGUAGGCCGCUCCCUUCUCUGCCGUUUGCAGGAUCAGAGCGAUACUGCUUCGAUAGGCACUCAGAUGAGCCUAGACCUGUUCGGCACAGUGGGCCACUCCUGCCAACUCCUCCAGAGGGUCCCAUAGGUCCUCCAAUUCACAUGGGAGGCCACAGUCCAGAUAUGCACAGGGAUGACCACUGGCGCCGCCUCUCUCCUGAAAUAAGGAGGAGAAGCAGUACCACCCGUGAGGAGUCAGAACCUCACAGUGGAGAUCGCAUCAGUCGCUUUGAAGGAGGGCACCGAGAACCUGCUUCUGGUCCCCUGCAACCAUCUGAAGACAAACAGAGGGAGCUGUCUGAGGAUCGCAGGAGGGAAAGGGAGAGGGACGUCCCCCACACUGUCAGGCCUUCAUGGGACAGGGGACAAGGGAAGCAUUGGAGCCGAGAGCGAGAGUGGGACAGAGGCAGAGAAAGGGACCGGGAUCGAGAGCGUAGUCGAGAAAGAGACCGCAGCAGAGGGAGAGAAGGUGAGAGGCACAGGGAGACGGAGGGAGAGCGACACAGGGAUCCAGAGACGGACAAGAGGAGAGACCGGGAGAGAGACAGGGAAAAAGAGAGGGACUACGACCGUGACAGAGUGAGAAACCGUGACCGAGAACGUGACCGAGAACGUGACCGAGAGCGUGACCGUGACCGUGACCGUGACCGUGACACUGUUUAUGACAGGAGACGGGACAGAUCUAGAAGCAGAGAGCGAGACCGGGAUCGGGAACGUGGGAAAGACCGAGGCAGGGACAGGGACAGAGAGAGGGAUAGAGAGAGGGAGAGGGAUAGGGAUAGGGACCGGGACAAAGACAGAGGUCGCCGAGACAGGAGCAGAAGCAGGGAAAAGAGAGAGGAGAAAAAGGACAGUAAACAGUCCAAGGAGAGUGAUAAAACUACAGAAAAUGACAAAACAACGUCCUAGUCUCCAUUUCAUGGACUGCAUUAGUUUUGAGAGUCUUAAAUCUUUCAGCAGUUGAAAUCAGUGUAAAUGUUAAUGAGCAGUAUUUUGUUAAAUUUCCAGUUUUGUUCCUACUAGAAAAAUACAUUUGACAUUUGUAUUCUUUGUCACUUCGAGGUUUGUUUGUUUAAUCACUUCUGGAAAAAAACAGCUAAAGGGCCAUGUAAGUUGCUUGUGUACAGUGUGUUAAGAAGCCUGCAGUUCUGUCAGAGCAUUGUUUUAAAAAAGACAACAAACCUGUUCCAGACUAACACACCAUUUGCGAUAUGUAAAUAUGAAUGUAUUUGUGUAUAUACUGAUGUUUUUAACCAUACUUUUCUAAGUAGAGAAAAUAAAAGCCAUAUAUCUGAGAUGGAUAAUGUGAAAGGAAACGCUGUUGACACACAACUGGGUGUUUACAUGUCUAACAGCUUUGAACUAUAAGGCCCCAACAGUCUACAGUAUACACCCUAUCAGUGGUUGUUAAUGGAAUGUCCUGAGUUUGUUUCGGCUCAACUAAUUAAACCAGUCUGAUGACA
Molecule: messenger RNA, 8671 nt
Organism: Monopterus albus (swamp eel)
Lineage: Eukaryota; Metazoa; Chordata; Actinopteri; Synbranchiformes; Synbranchidae
Gene: dido1
Product: death inducer-obliterator 1
Biological process (GO): DNA-templated transcription; apoptotic signaling pathway
Cellular component (GO): nucleus
Source: RefSeq, a predicted model, not a curated record